CUAAAUAAAAAUAACAUGUAACCGCACUUUAUAAAAACAGGUUUUUAGAUUAACAACAGAUAAGACAAACAGUUUUAUCAGCAAUAAAUAUUAUUCCAUGUGGUUGUACUAAAUUCUAACAUAACAUUUAUGUCAAUGUAUAUAUAUACCACUAAAUUAACCAUAGAAUUUAAUUCAUAAUAGUUCACUAUGGCAUCGACAACUAAAAUUGCAGUUGUGACUGGAUCCAACAAAGGCAUAGGUUUUGCAAUAGUCAAAGGUUUGUGCAAGAAAUUCAAUGGCAUUGUCUACCUCACAGCCAGGAGUGAUGCGAGAGGACAAAAUGCAGUCAAAGAACUUAAAGAUUUAGGCUAUAAUCCAAACUUUCAUCAAUUAGACAUUGACAGUGAUGAAAGUGUGAACAAAUUCAAAGGAUACUUGCAAGAUAAAUAUGGGGGAAUUGAUUUGUUGGUUAACAAUGCAGGAAUUGCAUUUUCUAAUGCGUCUACUGAACCAGUGGCUGUACAAGCUGAGAAAACCGUCGGCACGAAUUAUUUCGGUACUUUACGCGUUUGUAAUGCUUUGUUUCCAUUGUUAAGACAAGAUGCGCGUGUUUUGCAUGUGUCAAGUUCAGCCGGACAUUUAUCACGAAUUCCCGGACAAGAUUUAAGAGAUAAAUUGUCUAAACCUACACUGACAGUCGGUGAAUUGUCUGAGUUGAUGAAUCAAUACAUAAGUGAUGCUAAAACCGGCAAAAAUGAACAAAACGGUUGGGGUAGUAGUAGUUACGUUGUGUCAAAAGUAGGUGUAUCUGCUUUAACACGCGUUCAACAACGUGAAUUCAACAACGAAUCACCCAACAGAGACAUAUCAGUGAAUUCAGUUCAUCCUGGUUUUGUUGAUACUGAUAUGACCAAUCACAAAGGCCCGUUGACCAUUGAUGAAGGUGCGAAAGCAACUCUUUAUCUUAGUUUAGAGGCACAUGACUUGAAAGGACAGUACGUGUGGAACGAUUGUAGAGUUAUCGAUUGGUUGGCUUCGUCUGCACCAAGCAAUCCCGCUCCUAAAAGUUAAACAUCUUAGAAAAACAUUGUAAAAUGAUAAAAAAUAAAUAUUGUAUUAUGGUACUCUA
Dalotia coriaria is the source of this 1111-nucleotide messenger RNA. Its product is annotated as carbonyl reductase [NADPH] 1-like. Gene Ontology annotation, molecular function: carbonyl reductase (NADPH) activity. The transcript is spliced from 4 exons. NCBI's taxonomy places the organism in Eukaryota, Metazoa, Arthropoda, Insecta, Coleoptera, Staphylinidae. The coding region runs from base 190 to 1053 and encodes 287 amino acids. The record is from RefSeq and is a predicted model, not a curated record.